Molecule: messenger RNA, 1553 nt
Organism: Scophthalmus maximus (turbot)
Lineage: Eukaryota; Metazoa; Chordata; Actinopteri; Pleuronectiformes; Scophthalmidae
Gene: pou4f3
Product: POU class 4 homeobox 3
Exons: 2
Coding region: 148-1260 (370 amino acids)
Biological process (GO): regulation of transcription by RNA polymerase II
Molecular function (GO): DNA-binding transcription factor activity, RNA polymerase II-specific; RNA polymerase II cis-regulatory region sequence-specific DNA binding
Source: RefSeq, a predicted model, not a curated record
GCCGGGAGGCGCUGCCCGACGUUGAACAGCUCAGUCCGGCGAAGGAGGAGAGAGCAGAGCUCCGUGUCUGGCCGUCCCCCCGCUUCACCCCUCCCGGCUUUCCAUGUCAGGGGCCACACUGCUCGCGAGGUGCCUGCUGGGAGGAGGAUGAUGACCAUGAACGGCAAGCAGCAUUUCUCCAUGCACCCGGCCCUGCACGAGCCCAAGUACACCGGCCUGCACUCAGGCGCGGAGGGCAUGCGCAGAGUCUGUCUGCCCGCCCCGCAGCUGCAGGGCAAUAUAUUCGGCGGCUUUGAUGAGAGCCUGCUGGCGCGGGCAGAGGCUCUGGCGGCGGCUGACAGCAUCGUCUCUCACGGCAAGAGUCACCCGUUCAAACCAGACGUGACUUACCAUACCAUGAGCAGUGUCCCCUGCACCUCGGCCUCCUCCUCGUCCUCGUCCUCCUCCUCCGCCGCCGCCGUGCCCAUCUCCCACCACGUCCCCACCACCAUCGCCGCCGCCUCCCACCACCACCACCACCACCACCACCACCUCGGACAGAGCCUGGAGGCCGGGGACCUCCUGGACCACCUCUCCUCCAGCCUGGCCGUGAGCGGCAUGGGUGUUUCGGAGCCUCCGGGGAUGAACGCGCCGGCGCACCACCACCAGCACCAGCACCAGCACCCGCACCCGCACCCGCACCACCACCUGCAGACCAUGGGGCAGCUGCACCAGGCGAUGGCCAACAUGGCGCACCCGCACUCGCUGUCCGCGCACGGCGGCAUGGCGUGCGUCAGCGACGUGGAGUCCGAUCCCAGGGAGCUGGAGGCCUUCGCCGAGCGGUUCAAGCAGAGGAGGAUCAAACUCGGGGUGACGCAGGCGGACGUCGGCUCGGCGCUGGCCAACCUCAAGAUCCCCGGAGUGGGCUCCCUGAGCCAGAGCACCAUCUGCCGGUUCGAGUCCCUCACGCUGUCGCACAACAACAUGAUCGCGCUCAAGCCGGUGCUCCAGGCCUGGCUGGAGGAAGCCGAGGCUGCGCACCGGGAGAAGAGCAGCAAGCCGGACCCCUUCAGCGGCGGCGAGAGGAAGCGAAAGCGCACGUCCAUCGCGGCGCCGGAGAAGCGCUCGCUGGAGGCCUACUUCGCCAUCCAGCCGCGGCCCUCGUCGGAGAAGAUCGCGGCCAUCGCCGAGAAGCUGGACCUGAAAAAGAACGUGGUUCGAGUUUGGUUCUGCAACCAGCGGCAGAAACAGAAACGAAUGAAAUACUCGGCGGUGCACUGAGAUUGGCCCGUCAUGAAUAAAAUAGCCCACUGCAUUUUUGAUCGAGUAAUUAAUAAUGGCCUGAGUAGCCUAACAACAAGAAAAAAAAAAUAAUAAUAGAAAAACGUCCAACCGAGCAGGGAUCUAUCGACAGCUCGUCCUCACCUCGCAUCUGGGAUUUAUCUCCAACAAACAGACUUCUGAUUCGAUUCUGUUUUCCCUUCAUUUCGUGUCACUCACUCUUCGCUGUUGCACUUUUUUUUCUUCCUGAAAUGCUCUUUUUUUGAUACGAUAUGGGACUAAUCGAUGACUGA